Messenger RNA from Otolemur garnettii (small-eared galago), 1061 nucleotides. Its product is annotated as transcription elongation factor A protein-like 3. The transcript has 3 exons. Lineage: Eukaryota; Metazoa; Chordata; Mammalia; Primates; Galagidae. The coding region runs from base 196 to 810 and encodes 204 amino acids. The record is from RefSeq and is a predicted model, not a curated record.
AGAACUAGCUCCCUGGGUUGUCCAGGUGGCGGGAGAGCAGCGAGCGGGCUUCCUCCAGCCCGAGGAAGGCAGCGAAGACCUGUCUCCGCUUCCUGCAGGUCUCCGUGUCUGUUCCUGGCACUCUGCGAGGCCUGAGGAGGAGGAGCAACCUGUCCAGAAUCUCUGCAGGAAAGGAAAAAGUGGGAAAACCUCAACAUGGAGAAACCCUAUAGUAAACAUGAAGGGAAACCGGAAAACGAGGGAAAGCCAGAAGACGACGUAGAGCCUGAAGAUGAAGCAAAGUCAGACGAGGAAAAAAAGCUGGACAUGGAAGAGAAGCCAGAAUGUGAGGGAAAGCUAGAGGAUGAGGGAGAGCCAGAUGAGGAGGGACAAGAAGAAGAUGAGGGAAGGCAGGCAGAGCAGGAAAAGCAGGGACAGUCCGAAGGUGAGGGCAAACCAGAAGGUGAGGGCAAGACAGAAUCCCAGGCAAAGCCAGAGAGCCAGGCACGGGCCGCUGAAAAGCGUCCAGCUGAAGAUUAUGUGCCCCGGAAAGCUAAAAGAAAAACAGACAGGGGCACAACGGAGGAUUCCCCCAAGGACUCUCAGGAGGACUUACGGGAAAGGCAUUUGAGCAGUGAGGAGAUGAUGAGAGAAUGUGGAGAUGUGUCAAGGGCCCAGGAGGAGCUAAGGAAAAAGCAGAAAAUGGGUAGUUUUCAUUGGAUGCAGAGAGAUGUACAGGAUUCAUUUACCCCAAGGGGCCAACGGGGUGUCAGGGGAAUGAGGGGUGGAGGUAGGGGCCAACGGGGAUUACAUGAUAUUCCCUAUCUUUAAUGCCUUUGGCCUUGAAUUCUGAGAUCUCUGAUGAGAAUAUUGCCAGCCCUGCUUUCCUUGGUAGAUAUUUGCCAGGUCCUGUGCUUUUUAACCUUAAGCUAAUUAUUUGCUUUAGCUAUCACUGUUGUUACCAGCAGCCUUUUGAUCCAACCACAGUGCUCUUUUAGUAGAGGAUUUUCAUCCAUGUGCAUGUAAGAAUGUUCAUGGUUCACUGUAAAAUAAUAAUAAAGAAAAAAGUUUGCAGAACCGCA